AUGAACCCCAAAAAAUUGUAUGGAAAAAAAAUACAAAUGUGGUUCGGGGGUGUCUGGGCGAGAGCCGCUGCCUGCUGGGAAUCCGGAGUGGGAGGUACAGAGGUUCCUACGGCGCAGCAACUAACAUCAUGCAGCGAAAACGGAACGCUCUGCCGGGUUCUCUGGGAGUCGGUGGACGGUUCAGGUGGCUCUGGGCUAGGUGGGGGAAUCGGUCAGCCAUGUGACCUUCCUGGUAUGAAAGGGGAAGUUUUAUUAGUUUUAAGGUGGUUCGGGGGUGUCUGGGCGAGAGCCGCUGCCUGCUGGGAAUCCGGAGUGGGAGGUACAGAGGUUCCUACGGCGCAGCAACUAACAUCAUGCAGCGAAAACGGAACGCUCUGCCGGGUUCUCUGGGAGUCGGUGGACGGUUCAGGUGGCUCUGGGCUAGGUGGGGGAAUCGGUCAGCCAUGUGACCUUCCUGGUAUGAAAGGGGAAGUUUUAUUAGUUUUAAGUUCUGAUGUUGCUGUUUCUGAACAAGAAGAGGUACUGAAAACUAACUUAGACAUAGUAGAAACUGAUAUUGCUAGUACCGAGCAAUUAGGCUUAGGCCUAUUCUUAGUUGUGAAUCCUGAUGUCGCUGUUUCUGAACAAGAAGAGGUACCGAAAACUGACUUAGACAUAGUAGAAAGUGCUGAUGUUACUGCUCCCGAGCAAGAAAACCCCGUCCUUACCGAAGUUAGUGAAAAUGGGCCUGUAGACUUUGAUGUUCCGAUUACUGAUAUUACUAAUAAUGUUACACCUAGUCGAAAACGAAAGAAACGCCAUCAAGUUAAUAAUUCUACGUGGAAGAUAAAUAAAUCGAAAGAAGCUAGGAAGACUGGAAAAGAGUACUUAGGUACUGAAGAUGAACAUACUAUCCAGGCGAAUGGAAGAAAAAUUAAAUUAAGAGCUGAAAAACAAUUAUGGAUCUGCGAGAAAAACAAGAAAAUGCGAGAACGAGGGGAAGCAUUUUUAGAAUUUUCCAAGAAGAAAAAUAAAAAAUGA
This is a messenger RNA of Psylliodes chrysocephalus, 1020 nucleotides long. The record is from the annotation of a GenBank genome assembly. Lineage: Eukaryota; Metazoa; Arthropoda; Insecta; Coleoptera; Chrysomelidae.